UUUUUUAUCUCUUUCUAUUCAUCUCCUUUUAUCUCAUCACUCUUUUAUAUUUCCUUUCUAUCUCUCAUAAUCCUUAAAAUUCGAUUUAAUUAGAAGAAAAAAAAAACAUCUCAUGCAGGAAGAUUUUGAAAUCAACCCAAAACAAGUAACUCACUAUAUAGUCAUAUAUCGGUGUGUACCUCUUAAUAUUUGAUAGGUAUCUCAGUUUGACUUAGUUAGGUGGAGUCUAUUAUAAUUUUACACUACUAGUUGGCUAGUUGUGGCAAUGUAUAAGAAUUUUCAACUGAUAAGUUCAAUAAUUCUCUGUAUAGCAAGGUUGGACGUGCACAACUUGUGCUAUGUCCUUACUUUUUUAAUUAGUAAAAGAAUAUUCUCACUUUGGCUUUUAAAAAAGAACACUUGCGUCAAAUGUUCCUAUAUAAGGUCACACUCUCCUUCGCACUUGAGACACCAACGUCAACCAAAUAUUAUCAUAUUCUUUCUUCUUACAUUAGUUUUUCCGAUCGAGUUUCUUUCUUGUUCACAUUUCCUUGGAACAAUGGUUUUAUCAAAAUUGGUUAAGAAGGUUGCCGCAAGGCUUGAACAGAUGCAGCCUGAGGCGCCCAAAAACACUAUGAAAGUUGUGAUCAUGUUAGCAGAAGCCAUGAGGUACGGUUACACCAUACUGGAUACAUUGAACCUCUGCGACUUGGUCACAGCCAUCAUUUACGAAGUCAUGGACGAGGAUACGAAAACAGUUGCAAGUGAAUGCGAUGAAAGAAGUGAUUGUGUGAAGCUGAAAGCCCCAGGAGUCUUAGAGGAGUUAUAUGAGGUGAAGAAAUUGUUGAAACGGGCCAAGCUUUUCAGCAGCAGAAAAGAGUUAGAAGCAUUGUUAUUUGAUAAUGGAUUCACCAAGGAGGAUGUCCUCCUAAGAAAGAGAACAGCUAGGAUUCUAAAGCCGGCAUUCACAGUGGUACGUGAUAAAGAAUUAAAAUGUUUGUUUGUGUUCAUCCGUGGAACUCGUGGCAUAAAAGACACUCUCACAGAUGCAAUUGCUGCUCCCAUCCCCUUCAGUCAUACAUUCAUUAGCAGUGAUGGUAACCUGAGAAGGAACAACACGGUUUCUGGACAUGCACACCGUGGUAUGGUUACUGCAGCUCGUUGGAUUAGAAAACGCUGCACCACUACGCUACUUCUUGCUCUUCAUGAAAAUCCCGGCUUCAAAAUCAAGAUCAUUGGGCAUUCACUUGGUGGUGCUACUGCUGCACUGUUGACAUUUAUGCUUAGAGAAAUGAAGCAGUUCUCUUCAUGUACUUGUGUAACGUUUGGACCAGCUGCGAGUAUGACAUUGGAGUUAGCCGAAUUCGGGAAGCCCUUUAUCACUUCCAUUAUAAAUGGUUAUGACAUAGUGCCUACAUUCUCAGCUUCUUCUGUUCACGAUUUCAAUUACAAGGAUCGGAUUAAGGAUAAAAACAUCCUAACUGCUGUCGGAUUAAGGAUAAAGACAAGUUGGGAAACUCUUUUGACUGAAGAACACGUGUCGGAUGAUGAAGAAUAUAAUUCUUCUAGUGAAGGAUCUGACGGUGAUGAUUAUGACUCAGAUGAUGAUGAAGACAAAUUGUCUAACAUUCGUGCUAAGGAAAAAGAAGCAACCACAACAAAAAACAUCACUGAAGAAGAGAGUGUUUGUCCUGUUCCAACAUCAGUCAACUUGGAUAGACAUCCUCUUUAUCCUCCAGGCAAAAUCAUGCAUAUUGUCCCUGAAAAUAAUAAUUCAAAUCGCAUCAACUUAUAUGAAACACCUACACAAUUUUAUGGAAAGCUCAGAUUUUCAAGAAGGAUUAUUCUGGAUCAUUUCACGAAGAAGUAUUUGAAGAAUUUACAGCAAUUAAUCAAUCAACUAGAGAAAGAGCAGUCCAAAUUUGGCGGAUGAUAUAAUAGCUACUAGCUAACUGGCUUGAGGAGCCUUACCAUCAACUGGACCUCUUGAUUCUGGUAGUCAUGUUUGUUGUGUGUAUUUGAAUUCUAAUUAUUGAAAAUUUGCCUGCUGCUUGAAAUGGAUUCUAAAGAUUCUAGUUUUUCGAGUGUCUUUUAGGAGUUUGUUAUUUCUUGUAACAGCUGUAAGUCUUUUUUUUAAGUUUUGAAUGUUUGUUUCUGUUUUUUUCAUUUAAGUUGAAGUUAUACUAACAAUAAUAGAUGUAUAUUGAGCUCCAUUUAUAGAGUCAUCCAAUAAAGUUUUUCAUGUGUUUAUUUC
Glycine soja is the source of this 2233-nucleotide messenger RNA. RefSeq lists its product as uncharacterized. Bases 266 to 1912 code for a protein of 548 amino acids. The record is from RefSeq and is a predicted model, not a curated record. Lineage: Eukaryota; Viridiplantae; Streptophyta; Magnoliopsida; Fabales; Fabaceae. The transcript is spliced from 7 exons. Gene Ontology annotation, biological process: lipid metabolic process.